ACCGCGUUAUUGUUUACCCGCGCGACUUGUAUCAGUCGGACAGCAAUAUUAUAUUAUUUUUAGCGGUCGGCGUUUUGAUUAGUGUUAUUUUUCCAAUAUAAGCGUUAAACUUUUCCAUAUUUUUGUGUUUUCUAAUGAUUAAUCAACCGCGCAAUUACACUUUACGGCGAAUAAAUGGAAGCGAUGCUGUUUAUUUCUUUAUGACGUAUUUGUUUUAAUUACCUCCCGAUCAAUGGAAUAUUUAAUUAAAGUGUUUUGGUGGUACCUUAUGAAUUGAACUAUUAUGAAAAAAGGUAGUCCUUGUUCAUCAAAUAAUUUUUGGGAUAUCGUUCCAGAAGUAGAUCAACACGAAGUUCGGUACUCAGAAUAUAUUAUACGGACGCCAAAACGCAAAUCUCUCGACAAAAGAAAACGAUUAUCAUACGGGGUUGGACCGUUGAUCGAAAGUGAAAUUGACGAUGAUGGCAACACACCCAACUAUGCAGAAUACAUAAUAUUGCACUCGCCUGAGAGAGAUGAAAGCAAUGCACCCAAUACAUCCAAUGCUGAAGGAUUGCCCAAAACCAAGUCUAAACGAAAGAAAAAUAUUGAAGAACUAAGUUUCGUUGACGUUGUUCGCCUAAUGAAGGGUAUUACGGUUAAAUCAAUAACCAAGUUCUUGGAUAAACAUCAACACGAUUUCAUAAAACUAAAACAAAAUCCCCCUGAUCCUACAUAUUUACAAACCGCUUAUAAUUUGUACGAGAAAAUGUUCAAUGCAGGUCAAAAAGUUUCAAUGUACGUUACCCUCAAAAGUUUUUUCAAUAUACCUCCUCAUCAAUUUACAGGAACACAAUUUUUGUUUGACGUGAUGGUACGAGAGGCAGCGGUUUUAUUGUUUCAAAAAAAAUUCAAACUGAAAAGUAAAAAGAUUGCUAUAGAUAAAUUUCUAUUUCUAUCGUUUUCAGACUUGAAAUGAAACAAUUGCCUUAUUUUGGAUGUUUGCAAAAUAUGUGCCUUAUGUUUUGAGUAUUCAUACUUCAUAUCUAUGUAACUUGGUAUUAAUAUAAUCAAAGCCCUACUAGUAUUUUGUUCGAAGUGUCAACACAAUAUGAUUUGUUAUUCUUGAUUUGACUUUUUAUUUAUUAAUUUCAUUAUUUAAGACUGCCACCAACAUUAUUCUUGUAAAAAUGUAUAAAGCUCAUAAUUAUUUUUUACGUGUUUAAGUACAAAAUCUAGUCUUUAGAAAUUAUUAUUUUGUUAUUCAAAACUUGAUAAGACUUCUUUAUUCAAACUUAUUUGGUUAUGAUUAAAUCGGUAACUUAGGUCUAACUGGGUUAAUAUUGUCUCUCUCAAAUCAUCUCUCUUCAACACAUUUUUCUUUAAAAACAUUGAUUAACUUGUAUUUUGUUUGUCAAAACUUAUUAAAAUAAUUAAGAAAAAAUUAGUUGAUUUAAUUUUUUUGUUUCAUGUUUAAAAGCACUUAUCGUUCAGAAUAUUUUAGCAUUGUCAGAUAAUACUAUUACAUGUUUUGUAUUGAAAAUGUUAAUUGUUUAAAAUUUUAAUUAUGUUAAUAGAUAAAUUAUUGUCACAACUUAUACAUAGAUAAUACAUUUUGGUUGUAAAAAAUUGUAAUGACAGUAGCUUAAUCGCUUGGAGGACUUAAGUGAUAUCAUAAUAAAAACAACAAAUACAAAUUAAAAAUGAAAUACAUUUUUAUUUUUUGUUUAAAGUAAUAAUAGUUUGAUAUAACUUGAUUUAAAAUUUAAAAUAAUAUUUGCUUUAAAUGCAUUUUUAAGAGACUGUUAUAAAUAAAAUGUUAUUUUAAACAUUAAAAAAAAAAAUCUAUUUCAUUUUACUUUUUAAAUUGUUUUUUUAUGUGAAUCAUAAUUUGAACUAAUGUUUCUAUUUUAAAUUGAAAAUAAUAAAUUUUAAAAAUUUCAAGUCAUUAGAGUUUUUUUAUUAAGGCCAUGUUAAAAUUAAUUACUCGUAUAUGUAUCGAUCAUUUUAGCACUUGUAUGACUGUCCUCUAGGCGAUACCUAACCUAACUUUACUACAUAAUGUUAUGUUUUGAUUAAAUAUAGUCAGAUGAGAGUAGAAAUUUGUAAACCACUGAUUGUAAAUGUAAUGUUUUUAAGGAAGUAAUUAGGUAACGAUUUUGUAUAACUUUAAUCGAUUGUGUGUAAUAUCAAAGUGCUACAAUAUUGAAACUCAUCAAAAAUUAAAAUAGUUGUGUUUACUUGGAUGAAAAGAAAAUCAUCUAACUCAUUUGUUUAUAUUAUGAUUGUCUUUUUUAUACCCUAUUCACUAUAAUAUAUUUAUUAUAAUUUUCAAUUGCAUGUAAAAAAAAAAAAAACUAUAAAGUA
Messenger RNA from Adelges cooleyi (spruce gall adelgid), 2346 nucleotides. RefSeq lists its product as uncharacterized. The coding region runs from base 284 to 958 and encodes 224 amino acids. The record is from RefSeq and is a predicted model, not a curated record. The transcript is spliced from 9 exons. Lineage: Eukaryota; Metazoa; Arthropoda; Insecta; Hemiptera; Adelgidae.